This is a messenger RNA of Scylla paramamosain (green mud crab), 9240 nucleotides long. Its product is annotated as centrosomal protein of 135 kDa-like. The coding region runs from base 103 to 5253 and encodes 1716 amino acids. Lineage: Eukaryota; Metazoa; Arthropoda; Malacostraca; Decapoda; Portunidae. The transcript has 28 exons. The record is from RefSeq and is a predicted model, not a curated record.
ACAGUGUCGAGGUGAACUUGAGGGCCGGCAGUCUGUAAUCAGACUGGGAAGACGCCACGCUCCGAGGAGACGGAGACACGAAGAUAUUCCCUGUUCAUAGUGAUGAGCACCUCACCAUGUAGCUCUGUGGCCAGUAACACAAAACGGCGGAGAGGUGACCCACGUGCCGCUUCCCUGCCCCUGCGUCUCCUUAUGGCUGGCAGGGUGCUGGAGGCGGGGGCGGGGGUGCGGGAGGAGCUGGACGCGCUGGGAUACCGCGAGCCGCUGCCCCCCGACGCUCUGCCUCUCGUCCGGCGCUUGUUGAGUGAUCUGAAGGAGGCGCGGAAGGAGGGGCGCGAGAGCAAAGAAGCCCUGGCACAGACCCGCGAGCGAUGUGAUGUCUUGGAGACCAGCGUGGCGCCCUACCAGGAGGAGAACGGCCGCCUCCUCACGCAGAUCAACAGGCUACACAUGGCCAACCUUCGUCUCAGGGAGCAGGUCGAGAAGCAUGACAAAGAGCUAGAGAACGCAGUGGAGAAGCUCGCGGAGGAGAACAAAGCCCUGCAGCUCCUGGUGGGGGAGUACCAACAGAAGAUAGAGCAGCUGGAGGUAGAGUCCAGCAAGAAGGGCGAGAGGAUACUGCAGCUUCAGGAGAGGAACUUACGGGCUGUGGUGACUACCCCUGGUGGAGGCAAGAAGCCCGUGGCCCAGCAGCGUCAGCGCCUGGAAAUCUCUUCACUUCUUCCACACAACAGCAACAUGUCUUCCUUCAAGUGUUCAAACUGUGGGUGUAGUACCUCAGUCCAGUGCUCCAGCAACAACAACAACAUUCAUAACAACGACAGCAACAAGAGCGGCUACAAUCGGGAUGGCAACAACAAGAACAGCAACAACAAUGAUAUGUACCUGGCGGACUUGCUGCGGAUGACAGACCAGAAGCUGCUGGAGCUGCAGAGGGAAGUGGAGCAGAGCCAGCGCCAUGCCCGCCACUCUGAGGACGAGUGUGUCACCCUCAGGAAACAGAUUUCGAGGCGGGAGGCUGAGAUCACCCGCCUGGAGGGGCUGCUGGAGGGAGGCAGGUCGGCGGCAGCGGUGGUGAGGGACAACAGGCUGCAGGCUGCUCAGGCUCAUCUCCACCAGCUGCAGCUACACAAUGAUUUGCUCACCAAGACCAACCUGCAGCUGGAGAACAAGCUCAAGAAUAUCCUAGGCGAGACUCAUGAGGCCAUGACCCGUGCAGUGGAACUGGCUGAUGAGAACACAACCCUCACGCAUGACCUUCAAGAUGCAGAGAGCACUCACCGCCUGCUGGAGGAUGAUGCCCUCUCCACCGCCCAGACUCUCUCUCACCGCCUCCAACACACCAGGACCAAGCUGGCCCAGUGUGAAGGAGACCUGUCAGAGCAGCACCACAUGUACCACCUGGUGAGGGACGAGAGGGAUCGCCUGCAUGGGGAGCUGGUGCACACUCGCCACCAGCUGUCCCGCCUCACCCACGAGCACACCCGCCUGCUCACCCAGCAUGCCCCCAUGGAAGAGCAGCUGCGAAAGGGCCAGGAGGACACCAAGACUUACCUGGACCGCAUCAACCACCUCACCCUCUCAUUGCAAGAAGCUGAGGGGGAGAAGAUACAACUCUCAGCUGAUGGGGAGGCACUGCGCAAGACCAUCGUGGAACUGAAGGCACAGAAGGAGGCGCUGAACUCUACCCUGGCGCAGGUGAGGGAGGAGCAUGAGGCGGCAUCACAGGGGAAGCAGUUUUAUGUAUCGGAGACUGAGAAGCUGGGGAGGCUGAAGAGGGAAGUGGAGCAGGAGCGGGACUACUACAAGGAGGAGGCAGCCAAGCACCAGGCCCAGGCCGCUGCCAUGGAGCAGGAGCGUGACCUGUACAGGGAGAAGAGUGCUGAGCUGGACCGAGAGAAACAGCUCCUGGAACAAUCACGGUCUUUCCUUGGGGACGACGUGGCCAAGCUACAGGCACAGCUGCGUCAGGUGCAGCAAGAACGUGACUACUUCACUGAUCAACUCAACCAGACUCAGGGGGAGAAGAGGCAAGCGGAGCGCGAGCGGGAGUACUACAGUGAGCAGGUGAUACAGCUGCUGGAUCUGCUCAAGACCAAGCCCUCCUCCACCCCAUCCACACCCAUGCAGGUGUCUCGCCCUCGUGCCAAGACACAGUCUCCAGAGACAGAGUUAGCACGGCUGCAGUAUGAGAGGGACGUGCUGCGGCAGGAGCGGGAUUUCUACAAGAUGCAAUACCAGUCCCUCAAGAGCCAGCGUGAUGUCAGCUCCAGAGGCUCACCCAGUUCUGGCAGCCUUCCAGGGACAGCUCCAACACCUGCUGGCCCCACUGCUACUGCUACCACUACUACUGCUGGUGCUGCUGGUGUUGCUGGUGCUCCCUCAUCUAUUGGGGGGCCCCUCACCACCAUGGCUGGUGCUGGUGUUGGUGCUGGUGUUGGUGUUGGUGCUGGUGUUAGUACUGGUGUUGGUACUGGUGUUGGUGGUGUUGGUGUUGGCAGUGUUGGCAGUGUUGGUGGUGUUGGUGGUGUUGGUGGUGUUGGUGGUGGGAUGGCCAUGCCUGUGGGUGCAACCGGUGUGGGGCCAACCGGUGGGAGUCCUAGAGGUGUAGGGACAGCUGGGCCACCUCCACCACGUCCCCUGAGUGUGCCUAUAGCUGAUAUGGAGACCCUUCGGAGGGAGAGGGACUUCUUCAAGCAGCAAAUGGAGUACUUCAAACAGCAGCUGAGUUCCCAGGCAGGUCGUGCAGCCCCAGUGGUGCCUGGACUGGGCAUGGCCAUGGACAGUGACCGAGCCUCUGCCCGCGGCCCACUCACCAGAGGGUCCUCCGAGCCAUCUCCACCUCUGGAAAGUGAACCAUCAGCAGCAGCAGCAACGAGGGCUGAGGUGAGAGCAUACCAGCAGGAGAGGGACUUUUUCCGUCAGCAGUAUGAGAACCUCAAGGCCAGCAUGUCUCAGCCACACCCUCAGGCAAGAGGGGGUGAGGAGAUGGACAUGAGCAGUGUGCUGAGGGAGCGAGACACACUGCAGCAAGAGAGGGACUUCUUCAGAGCCCAGUACAACGACCUGUCCCGCAGGAUGGCUCAACUCACCUCCACAGGCCCAACCAUCUCUCAGACCCUUCGGCAGGAGAUUGAGUCCCUUAUGACUGAGAAGCGGAAUUCCAACAUUGCCCGAGCAGAUCUUGAGGGCCAGGUGCGGAUCCUGACAGAGAGGCUGGCUGAGUCAGAGAGGGAGAAGGCAGAGAUUGAUGGUCACACCAGGGACCUCCAUGCAGCAAUUGAGAAACUGCAGGAUGCAGCCACCCAGAGGUUCCCACCCUCCACCCAGGCCUUCAUCCUGGAGGUGCGCAAGGCCCGGGAUGCAGCCAUGAGUGACCUUGAGAAAGUGAAGAAAGAACGUGACCAGCUGAGGGAGAAGCUAAGGGCCACCAGUACCCAGACAGCACGAGAGAAGGCAACACUGGAGGAGGAGACAUUUAGUCUACGUCGAAUGGCAGAUGAAGGCAGCAGAACUGCCACUGACCUGCAGCAGCGCCUCAACUCCCAAGCAGCACUGGUUGCUUCCCUGCAGGACCAGGCACAGAACCUGCAGGCAGCCCUACAGGAGGCUCAUGACAGACUAGGACUCCAGGGCAAGGAGUCUGACGAAUUCAAGCGGUUGUUGCAGCAGAAGGUUGGUGAAAUUGGUGACACAGAGCAUCAGCUGGAGAUGCGACUCAACCAGCUGAGUAGCAGUGAGGCGCGACUCAAGGAGCUGGAGGCUGAGCUGAUCCGUGUGAGAGAGGAACUGGCUGACUCCAGGGCAGAGGUCACUGCCCUCAGAGCCUCAGUGGCCAGGCUGGACCAUGACAAGGACCUCCUCAAUACUGAGUUGGACACCAAGACGGAGGGUGUUGCAUCCCUAAGGGAGGAGCUGCGCAAGAGGGAGGCACUGGUGGCUCAGCUGGAGGGAUCCGUCACCAGGCUGGAGGGUCGCCUUGAGGCGGCGGUGUCAGCAGCGACGGCGGCGGAGCGGCGCGGCGACAGGUUGCAGCAGGACCUGGUGGCCACGACCCAGGCAAGAGAUGCAGCCAACAAGGAGAUACGGCGGCUGCACAAGGAGCUGAUGGGGCUGACACAGGAGCACAAGUCUCUGCGAGAGGAGCUGAACAAGUGCAUCACAUCCAAGGACAAUUUCAAGAAGAAGGCGCAGGAGUACUGCCGCACCCUGGAGGAGAUGACCCACAUGAUGGCCUCCAAGGAUUGUGACCAGGCAGCUCUCAGAAAGCAGUAUUUGAGCCUAAAGGAGACAGUGUCCUCCCUCAACUCCCUCAAUGCAUCCCUGGAGGAGGCAGCCACAACCCGUCAGCAGGAGGUGGACAAGAUGGAGGAGCUGAUGACCAAGUUCAAGGAAGAGAGGGAGCAGCUCAUCUCUCAGAUAAUGGAGGCCAGCCAGAGGAGUGACCAGCUGGAGGAGGAGUGCCGCAAGCUGGAGCAGGAGAAAUACCAAGUGGAGAAGGACCUCCUCACCACCCGGGACAUGGCUCACAAGUUGGAUAUGCGGCGGGGACAGGCAGAGUCUGAGGUGGCAAGGCUCUCAGCAGCUCUUCAGAAGGUGGAGGAGGAGCGGCGUGGACUGGAGCAGCAGGUGGAGAUGCUGGCAGGGCAGCUGAGUGGAGAGCGGUCAGCAGUGCGGUCCCUGGAGGAGACCCUGAACCAAAAGCGACGCACUGAGUGGUCGUCAGAAUCCACCAUCAAGCAACUGCAGGUGGAGAAGAGUCAGAUGCAGCGCAAGAUCUCAGAGUUGGAAGUCCAGCUGGAGGACGAGAUGCGGGAGAGCAAGCGUCUCCGCUCACAGGCAGCAGAGCUAGAGGCCGAGCUGGAGCGGCGGAAGCGGGAACUGACAGACGAGCGGUUUGAGCGGGAGCGGACCAGCCAGGAGCUGCGGCGGGUACAGAGAUUCCAAAAUGUUAGCCGAGCGCUGGAUGCCCUGGACAGUGGGUCCCCAGCCCCCACCCAGGGUACAGGACUCCCUCGGGUGACCCUCACGCCAUCCCCCCUCACCCUCCAUCCCAGCAGUGCAGUGGGUCAGAGUCCCCUCCACCUGGCCCCGCCCAGCAAGAGGAGCAGGGCGGGGCGGCCCGUGCCCCUUCUGUCCCUCUCCAUUCCUCCUCCUCAGACACUGGCCUGGAGAGGAGUCAGGCAGUGUCCAGUAGCUCAGACUCCCACCAUGAGCCCUGGCGCCUGGCCUUCGGGAGCAGGGGCCGGGUGAGGCAGCCUCCCUCGGCCAGCCAGGAGAGUGUGUCCCAUCCUCCUUCUUCACACAGGGCCACCUCCUCACCCCUGAGGGAGACACCCAUCCCCUCAGCAGCAGCAUCCAGCCUCCCAUCUCACUCCCGGGCAGAGGCCAGCCCUGUGUCCUCCUCUGGCACCCACCCCAUCAGAAAGGGACCUUCAUUCUCACAGAUCACAACUUCCUCCCCUUGUUCACCCCGGCCUGGGACCACCACCACUGAUCACUCUUCCAUGGGCCCCUCCCCUGCUUCCUCUCAGGCUCCCUUGCCCAGUGUGCGCCCCAAGGAAAAGGGUCACCAACACGGCUCCAGCCACAGUGAUCCAAACUCUUCAUGAUCAUUCCAUUAACUUGUCUAAUAAUUGUUAAUUUGCUGCUUCUUUCAGGGGAUGGUCUUCCCACCAUCCUUCCAUGGCUGUCCCCCAUUCACUUCCCUUCCAUUCCCUUGUCCCUGUCCCCUCCCUGCACUGUACAAGUAAUACAUCAAGCUUGUAUGCACACAUACCUCUGCCUGCCACCACCAAGGUAUGUGUGUGCAUCUUUUUAUGUACACUCUGUAGAACAUUUAUGUCUAUCCAUCUGUUUCUCAUGGAAAGUGUUCUGUCCAACUGUACAAAGUGUUCUGGUGUCACACUGUAUGUAUGUGCAUACCUCAUAUCACAGUAGUGUGUGCACGUGUGUGUACACUUGGUUUCAUUCACCUGUGUGUAGAACCAUGACUUCUGUCUGUCUGUCUGCUUUUCAUAAUCUUGUAGGUUUCCUUCAGUCACAUAAACAAGAAACAUUCCCUCUCUCCUAAAUGCUACAUCUACAUCAACAACAGCAACUCAAACACAACAAUAACAGCAGCACCAACAAUACUAGCCACACAAACACAGACAUCCCUUCCCUAGUGCUGUGCCCGCUAGUAGUGGCCUUGGGUAGAGCAUUUGGCUCACACAAGUACUGUUACAUUAAUGAAUCUCUAUUUCCCUGUGCCUUGAGUAUAUUGAAAUGGUAAUGUUAGUACUAUCCUCAUAUGAAGGUGUUCAGUUUUGUAAAGUUGGAUUCCCUUCAUGUUUAUGCACUUGUAGGUGAGUAAUGCAUAUAUUUAUGGAUGACUAUGUUCUAUGUGUAUAUCAAGAACUGCAGCUUUAUAUUUUAUAUUUUCGUGAUCACUUUAUUUCAGUAUUAUAAUUAAAUGUAUUUUAAGCCUCACCAUUGUGUAUAAUCAUGAGACAAUUGUUCUUUCUUCUUCCAGGAAUGUUUUGAUCCCUUCCAAAGGAGUGUUGCAAUGACUACUUUUUUCAUGCUUAGUUUAUUUUACUUGAUAAGAAAUCACAUCAUUAUAUUAUUCUAUCUUUUCUAUGAUCAAAUUUGCUCUUGUAAGGCCAUUAUUUCUAUUCUUCCUUUUUGUGAAUCUUUUUACCCAUAAAAAGGAUUGUUGCAGUCACAGAACUUCCUUUCUAUGCUUUUUUAAUUUUAUCUGAUGAAAAAAUCUCAUCAUUACGUUAUUCCAUCUUUUCUAGGUUCGAAUUUCGCUCUUGUAAGACCAACAGACCAUCUUACUGUGAGCCAACACACACAUCUCCAGCUUGUCUGUGGCAUAACCAUUGUCUGUCAUGGAGUAGUAGGUGAGGCAAGGUAAAUACAAUGAUAAGAUCUAUAUCCAUUAGUUAUCCCUUGAAGGAAUGAGUCAGGUGGUGUGUGAAUGUCUACUUUGGCUAUAGCUUUAUAUAAUCAAAAGAUAGGCUCAAUUUUUAUAGAUAUCUCAGAAUUGUAGAAUGCACUUUUUUUUGUGUCUGUGUAGGCAUUUGCAAUAAUAUUUAUCUUUCUUUUAUGUAUUGCUAUCAGAAUUAUCAGUGUGUACUAUAUCUCAGUAUCCAUUUCUUUUAUAAGAGUUGAUCCUAAUAUUUUUUCUUCCAAGUCUGGUAUGUAAAGUGUAAGGUCUGGUUAGGUAAGGGCUGCUGGGGUUGUGUAGUUGCAAUACAUAGUAGAUGGGAAGAGAGUGGACACAGAAUGGGAAAUGUGAAGGGUAGACUCAUUGACAAGGACAAUAGGUAUGGGAAGAGUAUUGGGUGUACACUUGUGAUACUGAUAUUACAUACUGAUGUGAUGAGGAGUUACAGUUACACAAAGAGGAUAAGCAAGUGAUGAGAUAUACGUAGGUGAACAAUUGCACGUAAGGAGGAUAUUUUUAGUGAUAGAGUUCAUUCAUAAAUGUUGAUGUGUAUGUGUUUAGAAAGCUGAGUGACUACAUUGGUUCUGUGUGCAAACAGGUCGUCACUCAGCACACGAGGCUACUGUUAAAAGAGUGUGCCUUUGUUUCAAUGUAAACAGUUCCUGGAAUACAUAAACAACUCCUGAUACUUGACAAGUCCUUGAAGACCAUGUAUGAAGACUUAACAUAUAAUGUGCAGGUGUUUCCACAGUUGUGCCACUAAUCAGGGAUUCAAACAAUGGACCAGCUCCCCCUCAGCAUACAGUAUUCCCUCUAUAUAUUAGACUUAAUACACAAGACUUGUAUCCUGUAUGCUGCUCAUGAAUAUCUACAGAAGAGAUGUCUUACAGUUAGCAGAUUUAAUGUUCUGGAAAUAUUCCAUUCAUGUUGAUAUUUCUGUCGAAAUUACUUCAAUAAGAGUACAAGCUUUGCUUUUCAUUAAUGGCAGCAUGUGUGUUCGGUCUGUCCUCGGACGUCAGAGGAGUGGCGUUGACCUUUCAUGCUACGUGUGCUAAUUGAUUGAUGUUUUUGUGGGAAAGCAAGGAGUUCAUAUAGUGCUACAGGAGAUGAGCCAACCAUGUGUAGGCACAACUAAGCAGAUAAAAAAAAAAAAAAAGAGAAGAUAGUUUCAUAACACUUAUCACUGAUGAACAUUACUGGUGCAUCAAAAAUCUUUAAGAAGAAGCAUUCCAUUUGGAAACAUUUAUCUUGUGUUUUCUUGCUGUGUUAAAAGGAUUGUGUAGCUCUUCAUCAGUUGUCAUCAGCAUCUCUAAUGAGUCAGCUAUGUGGUAAGAUUCCAGACUACAGAGUAGCAUCUAAUCAUUGAACUAUUGGUUAGAUGUUGCUUUGUUCCAAUUAAAAGGAGGCCCAUGGAGGUAUCCUGCUCUCCCUCUGUUGUCUCAGUCUCAUAGAUUGUAGUGUUUUGCUGAUACCCUUUAAUGAAAUCUGAGUUUUGGAACCUGAAAUAAUCUGAAGCUCCUUGGACUCCAAAGAAGGCUCACACAAAAAGCUGUUAAAUUUUGUCUUGCCUUCAUUGUAUUACAGGCAGACAUUUCCCUUUCCCUUAUUUAUGUAGAUUAACUGCUGCAGCCACCAUAGGAUCACUGGCCUGAAAACCUCCACAGCAGUUCACAGUUGCUGUGCUCCCCAACCCAAGACAAAAUUUUACACCCAAGAUUGAAAUGGAUGCCUUGUAGACUUUUGACCCAAUGUGUCGGUCAUCUCAAGUCCUGCCAUGAGUAGUUUCCCUCCCAGAUUUAGCUGCAGAUGUGUGCACCAAGACUAGUGAUUGUUGAAACAUGAGUGACUUAAAAGUUAAUCUUAACAAUCAUAUAAGGUAACCAUGACUCAUUCCAGAGAAAAUUUUUGCAAUUUGUAAUAUGUGGUAGUUGACAUUCAUACAGUUUAUGUUCUUAAAAUAGCCCUCCUGAAAUACAAUGGACUGUGGACUCUCCUGAACCUCUCACACACACACACACACACACACACACACACACACACACACACACACACACACACACACACACACACACACACACACACACACACAUUCCAGGAUCCAAAGAACGCACAAAGUCAUCUGACUGGAAUACGUAUUACAUACUUCUUCAGUGUAGAUAGAGCAGACUUUUAAUGCUUUGACAAAAAAACCUUGAUGGAAAGGUGAUUAAAUUUUGUACUGCUGUCCAUAAGAUAGUCUGCAAGAUUCAUCACUGAUAAUAUAUUUUUGUAACUAGAGAACAUUGUGAAAGAUUUUUUUUGUAAAA